Aegilops tauschii subsp. strangulata is the source of this 4645-nucleotide messenger RNA. RefSeq names its product disease resistance protein RGA2. Gene Ontology annotation, molecular function: ADP binding. The record is from RefSeq and is a predicted model, not a curated record. NCBI's taxonomy places the organism in Eukaryota, Viridiplantae, Streptophyta, Magnoliopsida, Poales, Poaceae.
GAUACAAUGCUGGAGCUGGCGCCGACGUGCCUAUGAGGACCAGUCUUCCUCACUGCUGCUGCUGCGUUGCUGAUCCGGGGUGCUGAUCAGGGGCGAGCUCGUGAAGUGCACCUGUGUUGGAGGAGUUUCUUCUGAGAAUUCCAAUGGCGGGGCUCGUGGUCACCAUGGCCAUCCGGCCACUGGUGUCCAUGCUGAUGAACAAGGCGUCCAGCUCCCUCCUGGACCAGUACAAGGUGAUGGAGGGAAUGGAGGAGCAGCACAAGGUUCUCAAGCGCAAGCUUCCGGCCAUCCUCGACGUCAUGACCGACGCUGAGGAGCAGGCCACGGCUCAUAGAGAUGGUGCCAAAGCCUGGCUUCAGGAGCUCAAGACGGUGGCCUAUGAAGCAAAUGAAGUCUUUGACGAGUUCAAGUACGAAGCGCUCCGCCGUGAAGCCAAGAAGAAUGGGCAUUACAGAAAGCUUGGCUUCGAUGUAAUUAAACUCUUCCCUACACACAACCGUGUUGCGUUCCGUUACAUCAUGAGUCGCAAGCUUUGCCUGAUUCUGCAAGCCGUUGAGGUCCUCAUAGCAGAGAUGCAGGUCUUUGGGUUCAAGUACCAACCACAGCCAUCGGUGUCCAAAGAGUGGAGGCAGACAGAUUAUGUUAUCAAUGACCCAAAAGAAAUUGCCAGCAAAUCCAGAGACAAAGAUAAGGUGGAAGUUGUUGGUACACUACUUCGUCAAGCUAAUAAUGCAGAUCUCGCAGUUGUUGCCAUUGUUGGAAUGGGGGGCCUUGGUAAGACCACAUUAGCACAACUCAUAUAUAAUGAACCUGGAAUUCAGAACCAUUUCCAGUUGUUGCUGUGGGUCUGUGUAUCUGAUACCUUUGAUGUGAACUCCCUAGCCAAGAGUAUAGUCGAAGCAUCUCCCAAGAAAAAUGAUGAUACAAACAAACCACCACUGGAGAGACUUCAGAAAUUGGUCAGUGGGCAGAGGUAUCUCCUUGUAUUGGAUGAUGUUUGGAACAGAGAGAUCCAUAAGUGGGAAAGGCUGAAGGACCAUCUUAAGCAUGGUGGCAUGGGUAGUGUGGUGCUGACAACAACUCGUGAUGAAGGAAUUGCUAAAAUUAUGGGUGCAGAUACCCACAUUCUCCGUCAUUUGGAUGAUAGAUUCUUGAAGGAAAUUAUUGAGGCUGGAGCAUUCAGUUCCGUGGAAAAAAAGCCUGCUGAACUAGUGGAGAUAGUUGAUGAGAUUGUGAAGAGAUGUUCUGGCUCUCCUUUAGCUGCAUGUGCACUGGGCUCUGUACUUCGUACCAAGACCACCGUGAAAGAAUGGAAGGCUAUAGCAUCUAGAAGCAGCAUUUGCACUGAGGAAACUGGAAUCUUGCCAAUACUCAAGCUUAGCUACAACGACUUGCCAUCGCACAUGAAGCAGUGCUUUGCUUUUUGUGCUGUAUUUCCAAAGGACUACAAGAUUGAUGUAGCGAAGCUGAUCCAACUAUGGAUCGCAAACGGCUUUAUCCCUGAACACAAGGAAGAUAGUCUUGAAACCAUUGGACAACUUAUUUUUGAUGAGCUUGCUUCAAGGUCAUUCUUUCUGGAUAUAGAGAAGAGUAAAGAAGGCUGGGAGGAUUAUUCCAGCCAUACAUGUAAAAUCCAUGAUCUUAUGCAUGAUAUUGCAAUGUCUGUUAUGGAAAAGGAAUGUGUUGCUGUGACUAUGGAGCUAAGUGAAAUUGAGUUGCUUGGAGAUACUGCUCGGCAUUUGUUUUUGUCAUGUGAAGGGACAGAAGGUAUUUUGAAUGAUUCUUUGGAGAAAAGAUCCCCUGCCAUUCAAACACUGAUAUGCGAUAGUCAUGUGCGAAGCUCAUUGAAGCACCUAUCAAAAUAUAGCUCUUUGCAUGCCUUGAAGCUCUGUCUGGGAACAGAAUCAUUUCCGCUCAAACCAAAGUAUCUGCAUCACCUGAGGUACCUUGAUCUCUCAUACAGUGAUAUCAAAGCACUUCCUGAAGAUAUAAGUAUUCUAUAUAACCUGCAAGUGUUGGACCUUUCCGACUGCCAUGAUCUUGAACGACUUCCAAGGCAAAUGAAGUAUAUGACUUCCCUCUGCCACCUCUACACUCAUGGAUGUUGGAAGUUGAAGAGCAUGCCUCCAGGACUUGAAAAUCUCACUAAGCUGCAGAGUCUCACAGUUUUUGUAGCAGGAGUUCCUGGCCCUGAUUGCGCUGACGUUGGAGAGCUGCAUGGUCUAAACAUUGCUGGUCAGCUAGAGCUAUGCCAGGUAGAGAAUGUUGAAAAAGCAGAAGCAAAAGUGGCAAACCUUGGAAACAAGAAGGAUCUCAGUCAACUGACAUUAAGAUGGACUGAGGUUGGCAAUAGCAAGGUGCUCGACAAGUUCGAACCUCAUGGUGGGCUGCAGGUUCUGAAGAUAUAUUCCUAUGGAGGAGAGUGCAUGGGUAUGCUGCAAAACAUGGUUGAGAUCCAUCUUUUUGAUUGUGAAAGAUUGCAAAUUUUGUUUAGUUGCAGUGCAAUCUUCACUUUUCCAAAACUGAAGGUGCUUAUACUAGAACAUUUGUUGGGUUUUGAGAGAUGGUGGCAAAUAGAUGAGAGGCAAGAAGAACAAACAAUAUUUCCUGUGCUUGAGAAGUUGUUUAUUAGUAAUUGUGGAAAGUUGGUAGCAUUACCUGAAGCACCAUUGCUGCAAGGACCUUGUGGUGAAGGUGGUUAUACAUUGGUACGCUCAGCGUUUCCUGCCCUAAAGGUACUCAAAAUGAAAGAGUUGGAGAGCUUUCGGAGAUGGGAUGCAGUCGAAGAAACUCAAGGAGAACAGAUAUUGUUUCCUCGGCUUGAGAAACUAUCGGUUAAGGAUUGCCCACAGCUGAUAGAUUUACCUGAAGCACCAUUGCUUCAAGAACCAUGUAGUGAAGGUGGUUAUAGCUUGGUACGUUCAGCCUUUCCUGCCUUAAAGGUGCUCAAAAUGAAAUGCUUGGGGAGCUUUCAGAGAUGGGAUGCAGUUGAAGGGACAUUGUUUCCUGAGCUUGAGAAACUGUCAGUCCAGAAAUGCCCAAAACUGGUAGCAUUGCCCAAAGCACCAAAACUCAGUGUACUCGAAAUUGAAGAUGGGAAGCAAGAGAUCUUCCACUGUGUAGACAGGUAUUUGUCUUCAUUGACCAAUCUGACACUGAAGCUAGAAAACAUAGAAACAACAUCAGAGGCUGAGUGCACUUCAAUUGUACCAGUGGACAGCAAGGAGAAAUGGAACCAGAAAUCCCCUCUUACAGUUAUGAAGCUAAGAUGCUGCAACUCAUUCUUUGGAGCGGGUGCACUAGAGCCAUGGGACUAUUUUGUACAUCUUGGAGAGCUGGUAAUUAACAGAUGCGAUGUGCUCAUCCACUGGCCAGAGAAAGUGCUCCAAAGCUUGGUAUCCUUGAAGAGGUUACAGAUUAGUUACUGCAAAAAGCUGACUGGAUAUGCAGAAGCUCCUCUUGAGCCGUCAGCAUCCAGAAGGAGUCGACACCUGCCAGGUCUGGAGUCCUUUAAUUUAUAUGGUUGUGCAAAGUUGGUAGAGAUGUUCAACGUCCCGACAUCUCUCAAGAAAAUGAUUAUUGAUGGGUGUCCUAAACUUGAGUCCAUAUUCAGCAAGCAACAGGGCAUGUCAGAUUUAGUCCAAGUAUCUUCUAGCAGUGAGGCAGACGUGCCUACAGCUGUAUCAGAGUUGCCAUCCUCACCCAUGAAUCACUUUUGUCCAUGCCUAGAAGAUCUAGGUUUAGUUGGAUGUGGAAGCUUACCAGCGGUUCUAAGUCUGCCUCCAUCCUUAAAGACCAUAUAUAUUACUGGCUGCAGUAGCAUUCAAGUCCUAUCAUGUCAGCCGGGUGGGCUCCAGAAACCAGAAGCCACUACCUCCAGAAGCAGAAGUCCUAUCAUGCCAGAGCCACCAGCAGCAACAGCACCAACUGCAAGAGAGCAUUUACUUCCUCCCCAUCUCGAAUCUCUAGCAAUAGUGGACUGUGCUGGCAUGUUGGGUGGGACUCUCCGUCUGCCUGCGCGCCUCAAGCUACUGUGCAUUAUUGGCAACGGUGGGCUGACAUCGCUGGAGUUUCUGUCGGGAGAGCACCCCCCAUCGCUGGAAGACCUUGAUCUUGAAAACUGCAGUACCCUGGCAUCCCUGCCGAAUGAGCCGCAAGUAUACAGUUCUCUCUGGUAUCUUGAGAUUAGAGGCUGCCCUGCUAUAAAGAAGCUCCCUAGAUGCCUCCAGCAGCAACUAGGCAGCAUUGACAGAAAAUAUCUAGAUGCCUGCUAUAAAGUAACAGCAUUUAAACCGAAGACAUGGAGUGAAAUACCAAGGCUGGUUCGAGAGCGGAGGCAGGCCACUCGAGAAGCCAAGAAACUCCGGCAGUCCAUGCAGGAGUAAACAAGGCAGAAAGGGCAUGGAUUUUGAUUGCUCUGAACAAUGUACAAGAUUAUGUCGUGACUGUGAUCAAAGCCUCUACCUAGUUGAGAUAUUUGUUAUGUGAAUCAAAUGAAUUUCCCCGGUUCAGUAGAAAUUAGGACAAUAUACUCACAUGUGUGUCUGUGAGCUAUCUAUGUAUCUAUCUGUUUUUGCUUUGCUUAGUUAACUGACAAGACACUGGCCUUUAAUGUGUUCAAUAAACUUUUUCAACUGUGGCUUUA